AUGAGCCGAUCUUCAGAUGGCGGUGGUACUUUCAUGAGUAUCUUCCAAGCGUUUAAAGAAGAGUGCAAGCGUUAUGCUAAGCAAAAACGCCUCUCUAUCAAUAACAAGUCAAAGCUGUACAAUAUGGCGCCCAGCGACGAGAACGCGGAAGAGCUGACGACAGACAGCUUUUCCAAUCUUGUCCAAGAAGUCGAUACCUUCAUCUGUGGAGCUGAUGGACUGGUCUGGCUCCGCGAAGGUGUCAUAACUGAAGCUGCCAGUCUGCUCAAUCUACUAAUCAAUAACAAGAAACAAGUCAUUAUACUAACCAACGAUACACCACCACUCGAGCGGAUCACGAAAAGAAAUUGGCUCAGCAUAGGUUCAGUCCAAAAAUCACAAAGGACAACAGCGGACUCUUUGCUCCUGCCUGCAACUAAUGCAAGUAAAAAACAAGUGAUAAAAUUGGUAACUGUUAAAGCUCAAGCGUACAGUUGUGGAAGGACAGGAGCGUCUAAUUUAUUACAGGAUGUAAUAGUGACUCCUGGGCAAAUUUUGGCGGAUUACAUCAAGAACGCCGGAAACUAUUAUGACAAGAAGGUCUACUUAGUCGCCUCAGAAGGAGUGGAGGACGAGCUUAAGAAUAAUGGACCGGACACGUUGCAGGCUCCGGGACAAGGGAAAGAAGCUGUUGUCUUCAACACUGAUAUGGCUAUCAAGAGAGAAGAGGUUUGCGCUGUGGUGGUCGGCUUCGAUAAACAUUUCAACUACAAGAAGAUGAUGAAAGCGGCUAAUUAUCUGAAAAACCCGAAAUCUCAAACGAUCUUCGAUUUAGGAGCGCUUGUAGCCUCAAUUAGCAAGGCAGCCACUCGUGAGCCAGUCAUCGUUGGGAAGCCGUACCUUCCAGCCUUUGAAUUCAUUAAGUCGAAAUGGAAGAUAGACGAGAGCCGAACUGUAAUGAUCUGCAGCAGGAUAAACACAGAUGUGAAAUUUGGUCGAGACCAUGGUCUGCGAACUUUGCUGAUACUCAAUGAGGCUCAGCAGAUGGACGAGUUGGAGAAGUUACGAACAAGUGGACGAGUGGACCUGCUGCCAAACUACUAUGCUACGUCGAUCGCCUCAAUUCUUCCACAAAUCAAGCAAUCAUGA
Molecule: messenger RNA, 1128 nt
Organism: Ostertagia ostertagi
Lineage: Eukaryota; Metazoa; Nematoda; Chromadorea; Rhabditida; Trichostrongylidae
Source: the annotation of a GenBank genome assembly